AUGGCCAAACCCAGCGCUCUAUUCGUCUGCAUCCACAAUGCCGGCCGCUCCCAAAUGGCCGCCGCAUUCCUGAGCCAUCUCGCCGGCGACGCCAUCGAAGUCCGCUCCGCCGGCUCGGCUCCCGCAAACACCAUCAACCCCAUGGUCGUCGAAGCCAUGCGCGAGGAAGGCAUCGACAUCACCGACCAGAAACCCAAGAUUCUGACGACCGAAUCUGUUGAAGCUAAUGACGUGGUCAUCACCAUGGGCUGUGGUGAUGUUUGUCCCUUUUUCCCGGGAAAGCGGUAUCUCGAUUGGAAACUUGAUGAUCCUGCUGGGCAGGGAGUUGAGGCUAUUAGGCCGAUUAGGGAUGAGAUUCGGCGCAGGGUGGAGGGUUUGAUUGGCGAGAUGUUGAAGUGA
Molecule: messenger RNA, 399 nt
Organism: Talaromyces amestolkiae
Lineage: Eukaryota; Fungi; Ascomycota; Eurotiomycetes; Eurotiales; Trichocomaceae
Exons: 1
Coding region: 1-399 (132 amino acids)
Source: RefSeq, a predicted model, not a curated record